AUCGUACUCCUGGUUCUUGGGACACUGAUGGCCCUGACACGGGCGGCGAAAGAAGAGGAAGGAGCGGGAGUCGUGGAACCGGGCCCGGCAUCUUUGCGGACCAAAAGAGAGACAAAAGCCAUUGUGACACCUCAAGUCAAGAAACUCUUGAAAAUAAAGAAGAAGUAUGAGGACGGUGCCUACAGCGACCGGGGCGGCUUCAGUAGCGGCGGCGGCGGCGUUUACAACGGGCGUGAGUACGAAGGUUACCGCGGAGGUAACGGGCGCGGCAAUCUUUUCGCAGUCGUUCUCAGCAGCAGCAGCAGCAGCAGCAGCAGCGGUGGCAGUGGUAGCGGGUUCGGUAUUUUUUCUCUCGGAUGAUUUUGGGGAAAUAAAAAUACUACGAAUGAAAAAAAGAAAGCCAUGGAGCGUUCCCCACCUCGAGCCGUGGC
Molecule: messenger RNA, 431 nt
Organism: Darwinula stevensoni
Lineage: Eukaryota; Metazoa; Arthropoda; Ostracoda; Podocopida; Darwinulidae
Source: the annotation of a GenBank genome assembly